AUGAUACACAGGCACAAGAACAAAGACUCCCAGCGGAAGGUCUCUCCGCCCGGCCCUACGUAUAUGUCCAACGACCAAAUCGAGAAGCUCUUCUCAGUGCAAUUCGUGCUGAUUGCCCUCGGCAUCUUAGCAAGCUAUCUCAAAGACCUCCGAACGAACCGCCCCCCUCGUCCUAAUGGCUCGAGACCACUUCCAUCUAAAGGAACAGGCUCCACAUCCGAGCACAAGGAGCGUCUCCCUCCACGAGCCUCGUCAGCGUUAUCAAUGAGCAGGCCCGGAGAGUCGAAAGAGGACUUGGUUGGCGAGUUGCAUCCGCGGUCGGCCAGCGCAUUGUCUCAUCAUCGUACCACAUCAGAACUCUCGUAUGGCAGUUCAGCUGGGCGGCCACUGGUGCAGCAGCCGGACGGGUACUAUAUCUCGAGGACCAUCUCGCCCAACGCCAAGGUGAAUGCGAGACACAGUCUCGGUAGCGUUGCAGCCAGUGGAGUGUAUCGGGAGAGUGGCCAGCGUUGGAUGGAACGACAGGAAGCACGUUCUUUACGCGACGCUUUGGAAGAGAUGGACCUGCAGGAAGAACGACGCAUACAUGCGGCCGCACAAGAAGAGGCAACGAGAUUGGUCUGGGAGCACCGGAAUCCCGGAGUGCCGUACAAGAAUCCGUACGCCCCAUAUCGCAAUCCUGACCUGGACAGCAAUCGAUUCCGCCAGCAUUCGGAGAAGGACAGCCACGCACGGAACAAGAGCUUGGGAGGCCACGGGGAUUCCUCUCGGGAACAUCGCCCAUCAUCUGAUAGCUCUGGGGAUCCGUCGUCGCCUGAGAGCCAGGAUGGUACGAAUACGAAAACCGGCACCUCAAAGAAGAAAGGCAAGGUCAAUUUCGCGCUGCCACCGGAAGAUAGCCCGACAAAAGGACGGAGCAGUGCGACAUCGAGGUUCAGAACUGCGAACGGGGACUCUUCGAAGGGCGUGUUUAGAAAUCCAGAGGACUCUAUAUACGAAGAGCCCGAGGAGGAGUCGAAUAGCCAGACGGAGCAAAAGAACUCAUCAACUGCAUCAACGACGUCGGCACUGAAGGUGAAACCGCGAAAUUCCCUUCCGCAGGGCUCCCGGCCUCUUCCAGACCGAACCAGUACCGUUCCAUAUGACAAAAGGUACUCGCAAGUCGAGAUUCAUAAGAACCCUCCCAGCCAGUCCAGAAAUCCGCAAUAUACGACGAACCCCCCUCCCCCAUCACCAGACUCGAAGGGAGAAGACGCAGUACCGACUAAGAAUGGACUCGAGAUACGGAGCGACGAGAUUCGGGCUGCUACCAGCAUGAAGCGCAAAGACCGCAGCCCCAACCUGCCUAUGCCGACGGCAGUCAGUGAUCGCCCAGGACAACCUAUUGUGAGCUUUGAUCCAAAUUGGAAGCCUAAAGAGGAGCAGUCGAAGAAUGACAAACCCAAACCCCCAGUACCAACGAUCAAUCUUCCGGGCGAGUCCAACGACCAAACUCCCUCGAUUUCGGUCUCACCACCCAAAGCCUCCGUCGACAAACCCGCCGAUAAGCCCGCCGAGAGAACGAGACCGCUGCCCGACCCGGAAAAGAAUCGACAGCCGAAAACUGCGGAUCCCAAGAAGAUGCCUCCCGCUUCUGAGAAGAAUUGGUACUCGCCAUUCACGCGAACGGGAGUCCCCACGGCGACCUGCAACGCCUGUUCCCAACCCAUCUCAGGAAAGGUCGUAACAGCAGCCGGAUUACGGUUUCAUUCCGAAUGCUUUACCUGCUAUCAUUGCAAAACCCAGCUAGAAUGCGUUGCUUUCUACCAGGAGCCCGAGGCCAAGCGAGCGGAAAGACUUGCCAAUGCUUCAGAGGAUGACGAAGACGCCAAGAAGAUGCGAUUCUACUGCCAUCUGGAUUUUCACGAGCUGUUCAGCCCGAGAUGCAAGAGCUGCAAAACGCCGAUCGAGGGCGAAGUUGUGGUUGCAUGUGGCGCCGAAUGGCACGUUGGUCAUUUCUUCUGCGCCGAAUGUGGUGAUCCCUUCACACAAGAAACCCCCUUUGUGGAGAAAGACGGAUUCGCAUGGUGUCUCCGCUGCCACUCCCGCCGCACAGCAGCUCGCUGCAUGGGGUGCAAGCAGCCGGUUCUCGACGAAGUCGUCGUCACGGCCCUGGGCGGCCAGUGGCACGACAAGUGCUUUGUCUGUCACGAAUGCGGGAAUCCCUUCGGCCCCGAAGGGCGAUUCUUCGUCAAGGAAGGCGAGCCCAAACGGUCCGCGAAAGGACGCAUCAUCGGCGGGCCGGUCCAGCUGGCUGUCUGUGAGAAGUGCGAGGCUAUCAGGUUGAAGGCUUCUCCUUAG
Messenger RNA from Rasamsonia emersonii CBS 393.64, 2340 nucleotides. Its product is annotated as LIM domain protein. Lineage: Eukaryota; Fungi; Ascomycota; Eurotiomycetes; Eurotiales; Trichocomaceae. Gene Ontology annotation, cellular component: nucleus; Z disc. The record is from RefSeq and is a predicted model, not a curated record. The transcript has 3 exons. The coding region runs from base 1 to 2340 and encodes 779 amino acids. Gene Ontology annotation, molecular function: transcription coregulator activity.